UGCAUAUAACAUUACAUAAAAUCUUUAUUACAUAACCUUCUCUGUCAGUCACUCUCUUCCUCCUCCGUUUCUCGAACCUCUGCAACAAACCCUUAAACAACAAAAUUGUUGCAAAUUACAGAUGAAUUCUACAAUCCCAUUUCUGGACCUCAAUCUAUAUCCUGAUCCCAGAUCCCCUCCUUCAACCUCCACCUUAAUUACACCCAAAAUCGAGCCAAAACUUGAACUCAUAGAUGAACCACCGCCGCCUCUGCCUCCGCCGCUAAGCACCGCCAAUUCACUGUCUGACCUCCAUCUCUCCACCCCAUCACCGACAACUCCGUUUCCUUCUUCUUCGUCUGAACCCGAUUUGUGCUCUGAAUUUCGCCGCAUUUCCGAGCUCUUCCGUUCAUCUUUUGCCCAGGGCGUUCAGAGGCACGGGCAGGUCUCUGUUCUCCCUGAGUCCGAUCCCAAUUACGGGGCUAUCGUCCAAGUUUCCAACAACGACGCCCAGCUUUCGGCUGUUGUAAUUUCGCCUCGGGGAACCCGCAAGUACCCUCAGCGCUCAUCUGAGCUAGUCCGGGUUACGGAUCUUAAAGCUGAUGACCAUCGUUACUUCCGGGACCUAAUCCGGAGGUCCAGGAUGCUCUUUGACUCCCUACGUGUAUUUUCUACCUCAGAGGAUGAUAAACACCGUGAUAUUCUGGUUCCUCAGAAGAGGACAAGGGGAGAUUUGAAGGCGGCAGCACUAAUGAGGGAUGCGGGUUUGUGGUUGAAUCGUGAUAAGAGGAUUUUGGGUGAUAUCCCUGGUAUUGCAAUUGGCGAUGUGUUCUUUUUCAGGAUGGAGUUGGUUGUUGUCGGAUUGCACGGUCAUCCUCAAGCCGGGAUUGAUUAUGUCCCGGCCAGUCAAAGCUCGAACAGAGAACCCAUAGCCACCAGCAUUAUUGUUUCUGGGGGUUAUGAGGAUGAUGAGGAUUCAGGGGAUGUAAUAAUUUAUACUGGGCAUGGUGGACAAGACAAACAUAACCGACAGGCAAUGCACCAAAAGCUGGAAAGUGGUAACUUGGCCAUGGAGAGGAGCAUGUAUUAUGGCUUGGAGGUAAGAGUCAUUCGUGGUUUUAAGUAUGAAGGUAGUGCUAGUGGUAAGGUUUAUGUUUAUGAUGGAUUAUACAGGAUAACUGACACUUGGUUUGAUGUCGGGAAGUCAGGGUUUGGGGUUUACAAGUUCAAGCUUGUUAGGAUUGAAAAUCAGGUAGAAAUGGGAAGUAGCCUAAUGAAGUUUGCGAGGAAUCUUAGGGUUCGGCCACUCGAAGUGCGUCCUAAAGGUUAUGUAACACUUGAUUUAUCUAGAAAAAAGGAGAAUGUGCCUGUAUUUUUCUUUAAUGACAUUGAUGAAGAUAUUGGACCAGUUUAUCAUGAAUAUCUUAUUACAACCAUUUUUCCAUCGUAUGUGUAUAAUUAUGGGAAUGGGACGGGAUGUGAAUGUACGCGGGGGUGUUUGGAUAAUUGCUUUUGUUUUAAGAAAAAUGGUGGUGAGUUCGCCUAUGAUUCGAAUGGGAUUCUGGUGAGGGGAAAACCAUUGAUUUUUGAGUGUGGGCCUCAUUGUAGUUGCCCUCCUAGUUGCCGUAAUCGUGUGAGCCAAAAGGGGAUUAAGAAUCGUUUUGAAGUGUUUAGGUCUAGGGAGACACAAUGGGGAGUGAGGUCAUUGGACUUGAUCCAAGCUGGCUCUUUUAUUUGCGAGUAUGCAGGAGUUGUUUUAACGCGUGAGCAAGCCCAGAUUUUCACAAUGAAUGGUGAUAGUUUGAUUUAUCCAAGUCGUUUUGGUGACAGAUGGGCUGAGUGGGGGGAUUUAUCACAGAUAUUUUCUGACUAUGUUCGACCAUCUUAUCCACCAAUUCCUCCUUUGGAUUUUGCCAUGGAUGUAUCGAGAAUGAGGAAUGUAGCAUGUUACAUGAGCCAGAGUUCACUUCCCAAUGUUAUGGUACAGCCUGUGCUGUAUGAUCACAAUAAUGUAUCUUUCCCUCACCUUAUGCUAUUUGCUACGGAGAAUAUUCCUCCUAUGAAGGAGAUUAGUCUUGAUUAUGGGGUUGCUACUGCUGAUGAAUGGACGGGGAAGCUUGCUAUCUGUAACUAACUAGUCUUGUUGUGUUGGCUCAAUUUUGAAUAUGAGGCUUGGGCCGUUUAUUGGACCAUCAAUGUGAUAAGACGUUGUGUGAUUAAGUAUGCGGGAUUCCUUUUCCAGCUGACAUAGACUAAAUAAAUAUGCAUAAAAAUGUUGCUCAGCCGCGAGUCUGCAGGAUGGAAUCCUUUGCCAUGCUUCUGAAGAGACCCUAAUGCCAGCAAGUCGAAGCGAAGAAUGUGAGAAGUUGCAAUUAAAUUUGCAUGACUGUAUAAAAUCUUGUUUUUAGCUAUGUAUAUAACAGAAUUAGAAUUGGAAAAAUUGUUGUACAAAAAAUGUAGGUUCCUUGUUGGAUGAUUUCCAGUUCUAAAUCCUAAUACCGGCCGUAAUUUAAGUUGCAUUGCUAAAAUCUAAUCUCUUAACUGGUUAUGAAAGGAAUAACUUUGUUUGCCAUACAGCACAUGUUUUGGUGGGUAAAAUUGAAUAGUGCUGGACAGUAUUAAGGAUAAAAUAGAAGUAAAAAUAUGGUUAAUUUUACUAUCCAGUCUGAUUCAGAUACGGUAUUAUGUAUCAAACACGCACUAAGUUAACCAGAAGUGGCCAAGGAUCCUUUCUCCCCUUGCGGUUCUAGUGGAAGACUAGCUUGCUGUGGUGUUUUCAUUGUGAUAUAGUGUUUAUGAGGCGUCUGCCCGUGUAACUGUUAUGCUACUGUUUUAGUCGCGUCUAGUACUGAAUUUUGCAGCUUAGUCUUGUUCAUUGUUCUAAUAUUCGUCGUGUGGCACAUUGUGUUUACAAGUUUUUUUUCGCAAUUCUGAUUCUGAUAUGUAAAAUAUUUCAUUUCA
This is a messenger RNA of Olea europaea var. sylvestris, 2940 nucleotides long. Its product is annotated as histone-lysine N-methyltransferase family member SUVH9-like. Bases 122 to 2113 code for a protein of 663 amino acids. NCBI's taxonomy places the organism in Eukaryota, Viridiplantae, Streptophyta, Magnoliopsida, Lamiales, Oleaceae. Gene Ontology annotation, molecular function: protein binding; zinc ion binding; histone methyltransferase activity. The record is from RefSeq and is a predicted model, not a curated record. The transcript is spliced from 2 exons. Gene Ontology annotation, cellular component: nucleus.